Molecule: messenger RNA, 2504 nt
Organism: Tribolium castaneum (red flour beetle)
Lineage: Eukaryota; Metazoa; Arthropoda; Insecta; Coleoptera; Tenebrionidae
Product: high mobility group protein B3
Exons: 5
Coding region: 135-1652 (505 amino acids)
Biological process (GO): regulation of transcription by RNA polymerase II
Cellular component (GO): nucleus
Molecular function (GO): DNA binding, bending
Source: RefSeq, a predicted model, not a curated record
AUUUCAUCGAGGCGCGCAUCUCGAAAGUUGUUCGUUCGUUGAUCGUGUGCAUGUGUGUGUGCGUUUUUCGAAUUGAUUUUGAUCAAUCGUGAGCGUCGCAACGCUUUAGUGAAUGGUGAUUGUGUAAGCGCGUCAUGUCGGACCAGCACCGCGGCGCUUGGGGCGACGCCAUGUGGUGGCCUGGCGUCGUCGCCGCCGCCCCCGACCAGCAGCUGCAGCACCACCACCUGGUGCAGCAGCAGCAGCAUAUGCAGCACCACGACCCCACCAGCACGGGCCCCCAGACCACGCACCACCAGCUUUUCUCCUAUAAGAUGGCCGGCAGUUUUCAGAGUCCCGCCACCACUGCCGCCUCCACGACGGUGCGCGCCUCGAAUUACGAUUAUCGGCUGGCGGGCGGAAACCCGCCCCCGGGGGCGCCGCAGACGCCGCAAACGCAGCAGUGGUGGUAUCCUCCCGUUACGAUGGACAAUGCUAUGCAUGCCAUGCAACAACAAACGCAACAAAAUUUGCAACAACAGACUAUGCCACCUGUACAGACUCCCCCUCCCCCGCAAACAGAAAAUCAGGCUAGACAAGAAGACGCCCAGAGGCAACAACAACAACAACAGCAGCAGCAGCAGCAGCAACAACAGCAAGAAGCCCAGCAAAGGCAUCAAGAAGCCCAGCAAAGGCACCAGGAAGCCCAACAGCGGCACCAGGAGGCCCAGCAGCGGCACCAGGAAGCUCAACAGCGACAUCAACAGGAGGUGCAUAGACAGCAGGCUGAAGCACAACAGGCUGCUAUCCAACACCACCAUCAAGCAAUAGCUGAAGCUCAGGCUCGGCAACAACAACAGUUGCAACAGCAACAUCAACAACAACAGCAACAGUUACAUCAACAGCAGUUGCAGCAACAGCACCAACAACAACAGUUGCAGCAACAACAACUGCAACAGCAACAACAGUUGCAGCAAAACAACCACCAUCAACAACAGCAUCAGCAGGUGACGAACGUUCUAGGACAAAACCAGAUCAAAGGCAGAAUGCCGCGCGCUAAAGCCGAUUCAAGGCCUAGAGGCCGUAUGACAGCCUAUGCUUUCUUCGUUCAGACAUGUCGGGAGGAGCAUAAGAAGAAACAUCCAGAGGAAAAUGUGGUCUUUGCCGAGUUCUCCAAAAAAUGCGCCGAGAGGUGGAAGACCAUGUUGGACAAAGAAAAGAAGCGUUUCCACGAGAUGGCGGAAAACGACAAGAAGCGUUACGACGACGAAAUGAAAAACUACACUCCUCCCAAAGGAGAAAAACAAAGGGGCAAGAAACGAAAGCAAGUCAAAGAUCCUAACGCUCCUAAACGUUCCUUGUCGGCAUUUUUCUGGUUCAGCAAUGAUGAACGCGCCAAAGUUAAAAGUCAAAAUCCUGAAUUUGGCGUCGGCGAUAUUGCGAAAGAAUUGGGCAGAAGGUGGGCUGAUGCCGAGCCCGAAAUGAAGAGCAAAUAUGAGGCUUUGGCUGACAAGGACAAGGCCCGCUACGAGAAGGAAAUGACUGCAUACAAGAAGAAGAACAUGCAGCAGCAGCAGCCAGCGCAACAACCUGCUCCACAGGCCCUCCCAGUACCUGAUAACGAGGAAGAGAACGAUGACGAUGAAGAGGUGGAAGAGGAUGAAGACGAGUAAACGAAUCGCAGCGGCGAUUCGACAUUUUUUCAUUACCUCGUCAUUAAAAAAAGUAAUCGCCUUCAUUCCUUAUAAAUGUACAUAAUGCAUAUUAGCAGUGUCCUCGUGUUCUCAUUUAUGAUUAUAAUGAUUAUUUUUUUAAAUUACCUGCGUCUGAGAGAGUACUUACUGUAUGAGUGAACAAAUCGCGAAGUGCUCCAGUUUUUUUCUCAUCGUCGCCGUGUAAAGUGUUUUAUUGUAAUUUUCUUCGUUUUUAUUAUAGAUUUCUGUAAUGCGUUGAUUCAUUAUUAUUACCUCAAGCAAAUUCAAUCAGCAGCGAUAAACUAACAACAAACUUUUUUUGAGUAAUUGGUGGCCCCAGUUGAGUCUUAUUGAAAUUUUAAACGUUUGUUGGCUGCCCUGUUAAUUUAUUUAUGCUGUAGUUUUUAAGUUGUAAGUAUCUCUAGUAUGAAAUGAAACCAUUACACCCCGAAUAAUUAAGGCAGAGCAGAAUAUUUUUAUUAUCAUUUGACUUGUUAAAGUAGUUGUGUUUGUAACCAAAGUGCAGUGUUGACACUGUUUCGACUGCCCCAAAUGGACAAUAUUAAAUUUGGGUCCGUUCAGUUUGUUUCUCAAUUCCCACUGUACCGUAACAAAUAUGAGGGAAUGUAAAAUGUGACGUGAAAUGUUCAAUAUUGUGUACCGUUUCAGUUGAUGAAAAUUAAUGUCGGGUCCAUUUAAUGGACGCAUUUCACUUCUCAUUAUUUUAUUGAUUGCUCUGUGUUAUUUUAGGGAGAGAAAUAGCAAAGUGUUUGUUUUUUAUAUCUAAUAGGAAUAACUAAAAAAAUAAUAAAAUUUUGAUUAAAAAUGUAA